Messenger RNA from Microbotryum saponariae, 1114 nucleotides. Lineage: Eukaryota; Fungi; Basidiomycota; Microbotryomycetes; Microbotryales; Microbotryaceae. The record is from the annotation of a GenBank genome assembly.
AUGGCCAAAUCCCACGACGCCGACAGCGGUUCGUUGAUUUGGAACCUGAUCAAGCUCUUCCUCACCUUGGCCAUCUUCGGUGGUCUCGCCUAUACGGUCAAGUUGAUCAUGGCCGCUUGGAAAUCGGCCGUGACGUGAGUUUGUUCGGCUUGGGGGGGGGGGGGGGGGGGGCGUUUCUAGCUCUAGUCUAGUCUAGGAUUCUGAAAAUUGGGAGUUGGAGAGGAAUUGGUGGUGUGGAGGACUACGGUGGACGGUCGAGAUUUCGGGGGGAUGGGGGGGGUUGGUUGGUUGGUUGCAGGUGCUGAUCGAUAUGGGUUUCGGAUUCUCGUUUCAGGUCGACGAAGGAUAGUUUGGCACAUCAAGGUGUUUCCAUCAGUUCGAAAGGGUACGCUCUUCAUUCCCCUUUAUCGCUCGAUCAUCUGGCCUGCAGGGAUUCGAGCGGUCGGUCUGGUCGACCGAACUGGUGCACGCAUCUCGGAAUGAUAACGAUUGUGUUACCCACUCAGUGUGGCGGUCAAGACGGACAAACGACAAGUCACGGCCGAGGAAACGGCGGACAAGAUGAGGAGUGGGAUCAUGAAAGUCAGUCCCUCCGCACCAUCAUCCCAUCCGAGGAAUCCAGUCGGAAGGAAUUAACUCUUAAAACUUCUCUUGAUUCAUUGGGGACCUCGCCCUCGCAGGGAUGGAAAGCUUCUACGUUCAAGGUGGGUGCCUGGCUCAUUUCUCGAGGAACGUGACCGAUUUCUAAAAAAGUUGAAAGAUUCCUCUGAUUGACGGCUCAUCUCACAUUAGGUUCCUUCUUCGCUGGCGCAUGCUUCAAACUUGGCUGGAUCGACGUGAGUAUUUUCUUCCAAAGGAUCCCAAUCUUUGUGUCGGAAGCAAGUCGAUCAAGCUUACUGCUCUUCACACUGAAUACCGCUCUGCAUCGGUACAGACACGACAAGCAUAAGACGGAAUACGAGGCCAAGUGUACGGUUGGCACCGCACCACUUAUUACGAGUUUCAGCGCCGGGGAAAGACCUUUUUGGCUGAUGAUUCUCUCCCGGGGCCCCGAACCCGCUUUUUGCUCCGACGUGCAGACGGCCCCAAGAAGCACAAGAACCACGUCGAUUGA